This is a messenger RNA of Spirodela intermedia, 3956 nucleotides long. NCBI's taxonomy places the organism in Eukaryota, Viridiplantae, Streptophyta, Magnoliopsida, Alismatales, Araceae. The record is from the annotation of a GenBank genome assembly.
AUGCGAGGAGGUGGAUGGGCUAUCCUCGGCAUCUUCUUCCUCCUCAGAUCGUCCGCCGCAGCGUCCGAUGCCCAGUCUGGGUAUGAGACGAGUAGGAGCUUCAUUGACGUGGAGGGAGGACCGGGUUCGGUCGUUUGGGUGGUGCAGCUCUCCGAUCUCCACUUCAGCGUCUUCCACCCGGCGAGGGCCGUUGACUUCAGCCAACUGGUCGGCCCUGCUCUCGCUACGAUCAAGCCUUCCCUCGUCCUGAUAACUGGCGACCUCACAGGUAUUUCUGGAUUGUCGUUCUGCUGUUUUCAUGUUAUAUAUCUUCCUCGUGAUGCUCAUCAUAUCAGAUUUCGAUUAAGGUUGCCUUAUCAAAUAGGCAUCAAUGUUGGUCCACACCCUAGACGUUUUGAUGAAUGUGAAUAUCAAAGAAUUGGUUGGACAUUAAGGAGUUCGCGGUAGCUGGGCCAAUGUAUGGAGUGCUCCUUUUGCAUGCUUCAGGGAUAGGGCUUAUGAUCAGAGAAAUAUGUGAGUCGUCUUCUCCUUUCUAAUGAAAACCCUCAAUUGAACUACGUAUUUUCAUGAUAAAUGAGGAAAUGUUGCCGCGGAUCGCAAUCAGCUAAAUGGAAAUCUGUGCACAAGGGAUUGGUUCAUUUGUGGCGCAUGCCUAUGCAGUUGUUAGGAUCAUACGGUUGGAGACAGAACGCAAGACGUCCUCCAUGGGAAGUACAGCUAUUUAAGUGGUGUGUGUGUGUAUAUGUUAAUAUAUAUAGAUCUGGGAUAUUCCGUCUGUUAAUAGUUGAGGGAGAGAAUAUCGAAAAAGGUAUUUGAACUAUGGAGGAAUGGAAUCAAGUGAAAGCGUUGUGAAAUCUGAAAAUCCAGAGUCGACCGUUUUUCUUUUUCUGAUGUGGAUAGAAAUACAUUUUAUUGCAUGAUGAACAUAAAAAAUAAUUCAAUCACACUUUUAAUCGACAUUGAAUGUGAUAUCUUGAUGACCAGCUGGGGAGAUGAUACUUGUUCUAGAGAACUUCGGCAUCAAUAGAGAUGUAAAGAUGACAUUCCAACACGAUGCACCAUCACUUGUACCAGAGGCCCUUGGCUUUUUGGGCUUGGAAAGUAGAAAUCUUUAGCUUUUCUUAGCUUCUUAAUGGGAUUUUACAAUAUCCUCAUAUUUUUCUUUCACUGCAGCUUCUAACUGCGCAUUGUUCUAGAAAAUCCUAGCCUUUUUUUUGAUAAUUUCAAUAUUACAUUUUUUGUCUGUGGACUCUAGAUUAAAAACUCCUAACAGAAACGUUCUAUAUUCUUUCUUUCUUUUUCUACUAGAUGGGAAAAGCAAAGACCUACUCACAAUGAAGCAAAACGAGGUAGAAUGGCUAGAGUACCAAAAAGUAAUGAUUGAUGUCAUAGAAAGGAGUGGACUUGACGAGAAAAUCUUCUAUGAUCUCAGAGGGAAUCAUGAUAACUUUGGUGUGCCAGAAUUCGGGGGUGAAUACGAUUUCUAUCAGAAAUACAGUGUCAAUGCCAGACUCGGACGUAGAGGAAAUGUUCAUAGUGUCUCUUUACAUGUAAGGCAUCUCUUCAUGACCGCUGACCUCAAUUUUUAUGGCUUAAAUCUUCAUGCCUUCUUCAUAUAGAAUAGCACUGAGGAGAUGUGCCCUCAAUUAUUCCUCCAUUAAACUUGAUUUAUUUUUAGUAAUUAAGUUUGAGCAGAAUGAACAUCUAUAUGUCAUCAUACAGCUUGAGUUUGGAUCUCAAUCGUAGUCAGAUAAUAGGCUCCUCCUGUCUCUCCUCUCGUCUCAUUUUCUUCAAUUUUGUAUACAUUAAUCAUUUGAGCUUGUGCAUGCAGAAAAAUGGAAGGAAACACCUGUUUGUUGGCUUUGACAGCACAAUGGAAGUCGGCCUUCGUGGCCCAACAAAUCUAUUUGGGCAUCCCACGGACCAACUCCUUAAAGCUGUAGACUCAGAGCUCUCACAGUGGGACUCAGAUUUUACGGAAUCACCUGUCACGAAGAUCGCCUUUGGUCACUUUCCUCUGUCUUUUUCCUCGGUUUCAGAUUCUGGGAGGAGUCUGAAAGAAGUUUUUCUGAAGCAUUCUUUAGCGGCAUAUCUAUGCGGCCAUCUCCAUGCAAGGUUUGGUGAGAACUUAAAGCGCCACCAUUACUCUGAUCGUCAUUUUCUAGGGAACUAUUAUCAGUUAAAUAUCUUCAGAGACUCUCUAGUAAGCAAUGCUGAUGGGCAAAAUUGCUCCAUGGUUUAUAAACCUGCUGAAGAAUUUUGGGAGUGGGAGAUGGGUGACUGGAGGAGGAGAAGAAAAAUGCGCAUUUUAGCAAUUGAUGCUGGCCACGUGUCAUAUCUGGAUGUUGACCUCACCCCAGAAUCUACAAAGACAAUUAUCUUGCCGACGUUUCCAGUGGACUCCAGGUUCAUGCAGAGAAGUUCAUCUUACCGUGAUUACAUCUGUCACUCUCUCGGAACCUCAUCAUCCUAUGAAAUGAUCAGAGCUUUGGUCUUCUCUGCCACCAGGAUCCGAUCAGUUUCUUUGAAAAUAUAUGACUCCAACCCUGGGAAGCUCUACCUGGUACUAGACUCAGAGAUGAAGAAGGAAUAUUACAAUGAGACUAGGGGAGAUCUGUACACUGCACAGUGGAAUUGGAAAGCCUUUACUGACCCCUCUCCAGUCCGGUAUUGGAUCCAGGUAGAGGCUGUUGAUGUGACUGGGAUUUCCAGUUUUAGUGAGUUGAGGCCAUUUUCUAUUAAUGGCCUCACUGCAAAAGUUGAUUGGAAAUGGAAGGAGUUUAUAUUUAUGGGUUGUCAAUGGGGGUCAAUCUACCAACUGAUUCUCCCUUUCACUCUUCUCAUUCUCUUCGGCCUGCUGCUCAUCCCUCAAGCAUUUCUCAUUUGUUUUAAGAAUCGGUACUCAUAUAACCACAUUGUCUGUAGCUUCAGUGAGAGAAAAGUUAAACUCUUUCUCUUAGAUGGAUUGAUAUGGGUCCUUGUAGAACUUUGUAGAAAGAAAAUUAUUUGGUCUGCUACAUUGCUUUACUUGCUUCAUCUGACCUUCUUCCCUUGGUUCUCCGGGCACAUCUUUACUGCUCCUGGCCACCUCGGGUACAUGACUCACAGAGGCUGGGAUAUCAGAAUCUCCAAGGAAAGCAUCAAGAAAGCAUAUAUAGGAUCACCCGAUGUGAUGGUUAUUGUAUUGCCGCAUCUCUGCUUUGUCAUCCUGCCGUCAAUCCUACUUAUGGCUACAUUAGCAGCAGAGAAGUCAGCAUAUCAUGUCUACUGCUUGUCUUUAUCAGGCAAAAAGUUAGAUGAUUAUGAUGAGACAGGGGAACACGGAGACGGCACCAGCACCAACAGAAGAAGAAAUAUCUGGGAAAGACGAAUAAUCAGGAAAUUUCUCUUGUUACUCUGUCUGGCAAUCCUGUGGAGACAUUGGAAGGUAACCCUUGUGUUCCUACUCUUCUUCCUUUGAAUUGGACCGUACAACUCCAAAAUCUGUUGGCCUUGGCUGUCAACAUCAGGCCAGAAAUGGCACCCACUGUGCUGAAACAAAACUGUAGGCUCUGAAAACAUAUGAAAGAAUCAAACCAUUCUUCUCAAAAUCAAUUGACACUGAACCUGCGAAACGUCAGAUCAUCCAAUUCAAAACUGAUUCCAAAUGCGAAAAUGCCCAGAUAUUUUUCACCUUUAGGGUUCAUUUGUCCUUUUAGUGUGACGUUAUUUAUCAUUUAUCAUUUAUCAUUUAUGUUAUAGUUUUUCUCUUUCUGGUAGCAGUUUGCAUUUCUUCGCCAGUCAAAAUUGAUUCCCAAAGACUUUGCUCAUGCCAUAAUAAUUUCCAUUCUAUUUUUCUUUUACAGAGUUGCAGAUCCUUAGUGAAGGCAUACGACAUGAACCCACUGGUUCAUUCCUUCACAUAUUGCUUCACCAUCCCUCUAUUACUGGCUGGUGCAGCGUAUAAAACUUCAUGA